AUGAGUGCCACCAGAUUGGAUCGUCUCGUAACGCUUCUCGAGACUGGCAGCACAGCAUUAAUCCGAAACACAGCAGCCGACCAGCUAGCCGACGUCCAAAAACAACAUCCCGAUGAACUUUUUAAUCUUCUUACUCGAGUCAUUCCCUAUCUGCGAUCAAAAAGCUGGGAAACUCGAGUUGCUGCUGCCAAGGCCAUAGGAGGCAUCGCCGCCAAUGCCGAAAAGUUUGACCCCAACGCCGAGGAUCCCGAUGAGUCUGUCAAACCGGAAGACCAGUCAGAGUCUAAUGGGAAUGUCAAGCCUGAAGACAGCAACGGUGCACUCGUCAAGAAAGAGGAGAAUGGCGACAGCACUCUGCCACCUCUUACCGACGGGCUGGAUCUUGCUACCCUUGACUUGCCCUCCAUCCUCAAGUUCGGCAAAGUCCUUGCCUCCCUCGGAACAAAGGAGCAUGACUACAAGCUCGCAGCCAUGGAUCCUGCUGAACGAUUGGAGUACCAGAAGAGCACCCUUCUCAAGCGUCUUGGCUUUGAAGGCGCAUGGGUUGAGGACCUAACACCACCUCAAGAGAUGAUGCCGCAAACACCCGCCCCCAAGACGCCUGCCAUGCAUCGCAUAGACACUAAUAUCUCGCGAUCGGAUAGCAUCAACACUGCUGGAUCCCCUACUGCGGGUACGCCUGAUGGCAAAGGACUCAGUAAACGUCAGCAAAACGCUCUAAGGCGCAAGAACAAGAGGCAGGCUGCUGGAGGUGCCAACAAAGUCCAAGUCGUCGACUUCAACUCAAAUUCACGAAAAGACUCGCAAGCAGAACUUGUCGAGACUCCUGCACGCCCACAUCCCGUGGCUCUGAAAUUUGAAAAGUCAGAAAACGGAGACGAGGAUGAGCCCAUGAAUGACUAUUUCUCGCUCGAACGCAACGGUGGGGACGACGAUGCGAAGUUUGUAAAAGAGUUCAAGGGUGCACCAGUAGCAGAGAAGUCAUCUUUUCAGACCGAGGCUGAAGAGUCUGGAUUGGAGUGGCCGUUCGAGCGUGUAUGCGCAUAUCUCGCUGUCGAAUUGUUUGACUACACUUGGGAGGUACGUCAUGGUGCAGCCAUGGGUCUUCGAGAGAUUCUUCGCAUCCAUGGCGGUGGUGCUGGCAGACGGAAAGGCCUCAGUCGGACUGAGAACGAUCGGCUUAAUCAGCGAUGGUUGAAUGAUCUAGCAUGUCGUAUGAUCUGCAUCUUCAUGCUCGAUCGCUUUGCAGACUUUACUGGCGAUAAUGCCAUCGCGCCCAUACGCGAGACCGCUGGACAAGCCCUUGGUUCGUUACUGCAAUACAUGUCUCGCGACAACGUCCUUGCAACAUUCCAGGUCCUCAACCGCCUAAUCAUCAACCACAACCUUCCCCUCGAUACCAACCCUCUAAGCGCACCCUGGGCUCUAUGUCAAGGUGGCAUGAUCGGUUUACGGUACCUUGUCGCCGUAAGAAAUGACCUACUUCUCGAAGACGGCACAUUACUGGAUGGAGUUCUUGCUGCAGUUAUCAGCGGUUUGAGCAACUCUGAUGACGAUGUCCGAGCGAUCAGUGCAGCGACCCUUAUUCCUGUCGCGAAGGAGUUCAUCGAGAUGCGCCCCAAGGCACUCGAAGGGCUGAUGAAUGUAGUCUGGUCUUGUCUCUCCAGCUUACAGGAUGAUCUGAGUGCCAGUACUGGGUUCAUCAUGGAUUUGCUGGCCAAGCUCUGCGGCUUUCCUCAAGUUUUGGAAGCCAUGCAAGCCAACGCACGACAGGACCCCACCCAAUCAUUCCACGAACUGGUGCCUCGACUCUUUCCAUUCUUACGACAUACCAUCACCAGUGUUCGUGCGGCGGUGCUGCGUGCGCUGAUCACUUUCCUCAACAUCCAGAGCGGAGGUGCAGACAGCUGGGUUGAUAGCAAGGCACUGCAGCUCGUAUUCCAGAACAUUCUGCUCGAACGCAACGAAGGCGUAUUGAAGCUCUCCCUCCAGCUUUGGAACGCCAUUGUGGAGACCCUGGGUAGUCAGCUGGCCGUUCAUAUGGAGCCUAUAUUGGAUGCUGUCAUUCCCCUCACUCUAACGCCUAUUGGAGUUUCUCGCCAUCCGAUAUCGCUGAAUAAGUCACUACUCAUCAAACCUUCUGGACAAGCUAUGGGUCCACCACCAGAUUCUGAGCCGAGUCGUAAGUCAUCUCCGCCAGAUGGCGGCGAGCCGGCGAGGAAGAGGAAGAAGUCUCGUCACGGAAAAGACGACAUGUCAACACCUACUCCAGCCUUGCAGUCUCACAACGUCGAUGGACACAUGAUAACUGGUGAUCUCGAACUCAUCGGAGCGGACGUGAUGAUCCGUUCCAGGACCUCUGCCGCACAGGCUCUUGGUAAAGCAAUGGGAGCUUGGCCCGAAGAGUUGAGACUUGAGACCUUCAGGUCUAGACUACUGAAGCACAUGUCUUCCCCUAACUCUUCAACCCAAUUGACAGCCGCAAUCAUCAUUGAAGAGUUCGGAAAGAACCUGGCAACCAAGGAUGCCUUGGCCGAAUCAUUCGUUCAGGCCUUGCUGCCUAUCGUCGAGGGCGAAAGGCCAGCUGCCUACGAGGACUUGGUACCGAAGCUGCAGAUUGUUCGAACGCAGUGCCACUCUUUACUGAGCAUCUUCCACGAAGCACAUGUACAAAAUCUCCCCACGAUCGCUGCUCUUGUUCAGGGCAUGCCGAAUGCAAACCACUAUGCUUUCGGCGUCGCAGAUGCCGAAAAGCUGCUUAAUGUACAGUAUGAGAAACUCAAGAAGGGAAUGACGCCGUCAGCCCGCAUGGUCGCUGGAACGAACCUGGAAACAGCGCGCAAGGAGGUAGAAUCGAGUAUCCAAGAAGCCAAGGACAUCAAGGAAGAGCGCGAUGUACGUAUCAAGGCCGCUGCGGCCGGUGCACUAGUGGCGCUUAACUCCCCCCCGAAGAAGCCAUCGCCGCCUAUCAAGGCUAUGAUGGAUAGCGUUAAGAAGGAAGAGAACGUUGAACUACAGAGACGCUCCGCUGCUGCCGUCGCCGGCUACAUUGUCUUCUUGGUCAACGCCAAGAGAUCUGGCGUAGUUAACAAAGUCGUUGGAAAUCUGGUCAAGUUCUACUGCAUGGAGACAGCCGAAACACCCGAGUUUGCCGGACAAUCACACAUCGAAACAGGCAUCCUCACUCUCAAGAAGGAUGAAGAUGUACGCGACCACCCGGAUGCUGCUCGUUUCGCCGAAGAGUCGCGAGCUGCUAGGAUCACGAAGCGCGGUGCUCGAGAAGGUCUGGAGAAAGUCGUCGAGAGUUUCGGCGCUGAGAUCUUCGACAAGGUCCCUAUCUUGAAGGAUCUGAUCGAACGACCAAUCAAGGAUGCUUUUACUGAGGCCACACUUCCAGCGCACAUCUUCAAUGAAGAUGGUGUCUUUGGCCAAGAAGUCGUUGAUGCUUUGUCGACUCUACGUGCCCUGGUCGGCAGCUUCCACCCGAGUGUGAGGGGCUUUGUCAAGGAUCUGCUUCCACUCAUUGCCAAGGCUCUCCAAAGCAAGCUUUACGUCUUGCGGUAUGCAGCUGCCAAGUGCUUUGCCACCAUCUGCAGCGUCAUGUCUGUCGAAGGUGUCACGAUGCUUGUCGAGAGCGUGCUACCAACCAUCAGCGACGGUGGAAACGUGCAUGGCCGUCAAGGAGCCAUCGAGUGCAUCUAUCAUCUCAUCCAUGUCAUGGAAGAUGCGAUCCUGCCAUACGUCAUCUUCCUCAUUACUCCUGUUCUUGGUCGUAUGAGCGAUUCAGACAACGAUGUCCGGUUACUGGCUACAACCAGCUUUGCCACGCUCGUCAAGCUCGUACCGCUUGAGUCAGGUAUUCCCGAUCCACCCGGUCUUCCGGACUCUCUUCUCAAGGGCCGAGACCGAGAGCGCAAGUUUGUCGCUCAAAUGCUCGAUGCGAAGAAGGUGGAGCCUUUCGAGAUUCCUGUCGGUAUCAAAGCGACGCUCCGUUCAUACCAACAAGAAGGUGUCAACUGGCUGGCCUUCCUCAACCGAUAUAACCUUCAUGGUAUUCUUUGUGACGACAUGGGUCUCGGAAAAACGUUGCAAACGCUAUGUAUGGUGGCCAGUGAUCACCACAUCCGUGCAGAUGAGUUCGCCAAGACUGGCGAUCCAAACUUCCGACGCCUACCAUCUCUCAUCGUAUGUCCGCCUACGCUAUCAGGUCAUUGGCAGCAAGAAAUCCGGCAAUAUGCACCCUUCCUUAGCUGUGUAGCCUACGUCGGCUCGCCGCCCAUUCGUGGUCAACAUAGGAACCAGCUCGACAAGGUGGAUAUUGUCAUUACUUCGUAUGAUAUCUGCAGGAAUGACGCAGAUAUUCUUAAGCCUAUCAACUGGAACUACUGCGUACUUGACGAAGGUCAUCUGAUCAAGAACUCCAAAUCGAAGACCAGCCAGGCUGUCAAGCAAUUCCAGUCGAAUCACCGCCUUAUCCUCUCGGGUACGCCCAUUCAAAACAACGUGCUUGAGCUGUGGUCACUCUUCGACUUCCUCAUGCCCGGCUUCCUUGGUACGGAGAAGGUUUUCCAGGAACGUUUCGCGAAGCCCAUUGCUGCCUCCCGGUUUGCUAAGAGUUCGUCGAAGGAGCAAGAACGGGGUGCGCUGGCGAUCGAGGCUCUACACAAGCAGGUGCUUCCCUUCCUUCUUCGUCGUCUCAAGGAAGAAGUGCUGGACGACCUGCCACCCAAGAUUCUGCAGAACUACUACUGUGAUCUGUCUGAGUUGCAGCGCAAUCUUUUCGACGAUUUCACUAAGCGUCAAGGCAAGGAGAUUCAGUCCAAGGCCGGUAAUGCUGACCGCGAGAGCAAGCAACACAUCUUCCAGGCUCUACAGUACAUGAAGAAGCUAUGUAACUCACCUUCACUUGUGGUCAAGGGCCCCACCAACAAGGCCUAUGAGCCUACACAGCAAUAUCUCAAGAAGCACAACACCACAAUCGACGACAUCAUGCAUGCACCCAAGCUCGGCGCUCUCAAGGAUCUGCUUGUCGACUGCGGUAUCGGUGCAUCCGACGUUGUGAGCGAUAAGUCCGCCGCCGCUAAUGGCGAUCUCCCCGAGGCUGUUUCUCAGCAUCGUGCCCUUGUCUUCUGCCAAAUGAAGGAGAUGCUUGAUAUGGUCCAGCACAACGUGCUCGAGAAGCUACUUCCAUCCGUGCAAUUCAUGCGUCUUGAUGGUGGUGUCGAAGCUACCAAGCGCCAGGAAAUUGUCAACAAGUUCAACACCGAUCCCUCGUACGACGUCUUGCUCCUGACAACCAGCGUCGGUGGUCUGGGUCUCAACUUGACCGGUGCCGAUACCGUCAUCUUCGUUGAGCACGAUUGGAACCCGCAGAAAGACAUCCAAGCUAUGGACCGCGCGCAUCGUAUUGGACAGAAGAAGGUCGUCAAUGUGUACCGGAUUGUGACGCGUGGUACCUUGGAAGAGAAGAUCUUGAAUCUCCAACGCUUCAAGAUCGACAUCGCUUCGACUGUCGUGAACCAACAAAACGCCGGUCUCCAAUCCAUGCAAACGGAUCAGAUUCUUGACCUCUUCAAUGUCUCCGCCGACUCGAACGAUCCUGCCGCACUGCCAGCACCACCCAGCAACGCCAAAGACGACCGCACGGGCAUCGAUGAGAAUGAUGCUGUGGACGCCACGGGUGCGCUGAGAGAGAAGGGCAAGAAGGGCUUCCUGGAUGAACUCGGAGACCUUUGGGACGAGAAGCAGUACGAAGAGGAGUUUGACCUCGAUGGCUUCCUUGGGAAGAUGAAGACUUGA
This is a messenger RNA of Alternaria atra, 5799 nucleotides long. RefSeq lists its product as uncharacterized. The transcript is spliced from 4 exons. The record is from RefSeq and is a predicted model, not a curated record. Lineage: Eukaryota; Fungi; Ascomycota; Dothideomycetes; Pleosporales; Pleosporaceae. The coding region runs from base 1 to 5799 and encodes 1932 amino acids. Gene Ontology annotation, molecular function: ATP hydrolysis activity; TBP-class protein binding; ATP-dependent chromatin remodeler activity.